AAAAAAAAAAAAAAAAGGAAAAAAAAAAAAAAAAGCCCUGCGGAUUGAUCCGGGCGAUAUUUUUGGGUAAAUACAAUCACGUGAGGACGGGCAGCCAAUGGCGCGGGGGGAAGGGCUGAAAAAAUAAUUACCUGCCCUGAUUGUUCUAUGAGCAGAUAAAAAGUACACAUAGACUUCAUACAAUAAUCCCAUGAAUGUAAAAGAGGGGGCGAGCGAACCAUGUCGGCUUCGGGCCCCAUCAGCAGCUACUACGUGGACUCGCUGAUCGGCCCCGACAACGAGGAGCUGCUGGCCCCGCGCUUCGGCCCCGGCUCCGCUCGCCCCGCCGGACUCGUCCCCGACUGCUCCGAGUUCCCCUCGUGCAGUUUCGCCCCCAAACCCGCCGUGUUCGGCACCUCCUGGGCGCCCGUGCCCUCGCAGCCCCCGGUGGGCUUCCCGCACCCGCACCCCGCGGGGCCCUACGGGCAGGCGGCCGAGCCCAGGUACGUGCGGACCUGGCUGGAGCCGCUGGCCGGGGCCGCCGUCUCCUUCCCGGCCUUCGGGGCUCGGCCCUUCGGCCUCAAGGCGGACCUGGGCCCGCGGGGCCGCGGCGAGUGCGGGGACGGGCGCGGCUUCCCGGACUUGGUGUACGCGGCUCCCGGGGAGCUGCGGGAGCGGGCGGCGCUGAGCAUCGCGUCCUCCCCCGAGUGCGAGGCCGUCGCCGCCGGCAAACACAAAGAAGAAAAGCACGAAUUAGACCCCAACAACCCCGUGGCAAAUUGGAUUCACGCGCGCUCCACGAGGAAGAAACGCUGCCCUUACACAAAAUAUCAGACCCUGGAACUGGAAAAAGAGUUUUUAUUCAAUAUGUACCUCACGCGGGACCGGAGGUACGAAGUGGCGCGGGUGCUGAACCUCACGGAACGCCAGGUCAAAAUCUGGUUUCAGAACAGGCGAAUGAAAAUGAAGAAAAUGAAUAAAGAGAAAAGCGAUAAGGAGCAGCAAUAA
Messenger RNA from Poecile atricapillus (Black-capped chickadee), 987 nucleotides. It is a transcript of the gene HOXC9, whose product is annotated as homeobox C9. Gene Ontology annotation, biological process: proximal/distal pattern formation; anterior/posterior pattern specification; embryonic skeletal system morphogenesis. Gene Ontology annotation, molecular function: RNA polymerase II cis-regulatory region sequence-specific DNA binding; DNA-binding transcription factor activity, RNA polymerase II-specific. Bases 220 to 987 code for a protein of 255 amino acids. Gene Ontology annotation, cellular component: nucleus. The transcript is spliced from 2 exons. NCBI's taxonomy places the organism in Eukaryota, Metazoa, Chordata, Aves, Passeriformes, Paridae. The record is from RefSeq and is a predicted model, not a curated record.